Leptinotarsa decemlineata (Colorado potato beetle) is the source of this 486-nucleotide messenger RNA. RefSeq names its product sodium channel protein Nach. The record is from RefSeq and is a predicted model, not a curated record. Gene Ontology annotation, molecular function: ligand-gated sodium channel activity. Gene Ontology annotation, biological process: sodium ion transmembrane transport. Lineage: Eukaryota; Metazoa; Arthropoda; Insecta; Coleoptera; Chrysomelidae. Gene Ontology annotation, cellular component: plasma membrane.
CAUCCGAACAACAAUGUGAAUACGAAGGUCUGCAAUGCUUGGAUGAAAAAUAUCAUCAGAUAGCUGUUUUGAAAGCCUCCUGGUCAAGUAGAAAUGGACUUGUGUGCGGUUGUCUGCCAAGUUGCACAGAAAUUGAAUUAUCCGUUAUAAGGGAUGAUAAAACAGGCACUGUACAUGAAUACGCUACUGUGGAACUCUCCCUAGAAAAAUUGCCAACUGAAAUGUUCAAGAGAAAAGUUGUUCGAGGAAAACUUGAUUUAGUCGUGUCAAUGGGAGGAGCAAUAUCGCUAUUUCUUGGAGCCAGUAUUUUGAGUUUUGUUGAAGUGAUCUACUACUUCUUCAUAAGACCGUUUUCUGAUAUAUCGAGAGAAAAAUUGAAGAAAAGAAAAAAACCUGUUAGUUUUGGUAAAAUUAAAUUUCAGAAAAAUAAUUUAAUGUUAGCUAGAGUUUCGUAGUGUGGCAUAAAAUUAAGUUUGAAGUGAUGAA